Molecule: messenger RNA, 999 nt
Organism: Ipomoea nil (Japanese morning glory)
Lineage: Eukaryota; Viridiplantae; Streptophyta; Magnoliopsida; Solanales; Convolvulaceae
Exons: 2
Coding region: 96-920 (274 amino acids)
Source: RefSeq, a predicted model, not a curated record
UUCUCCCCGCCACCCCGGCUUCCGAAUAUGUCGUUUCUCUCUUUGAAGCUUCUUUUUCUUUGCAUCACCGGGUGGAGAAGACGCGCGCCAUAACUAUGGCGCCAAGUCUCUUCUGCUGCUGCGGCAAACGCUCCUCUUCCGCGGUGAACGACGACAAGGGUUGCGGGGACGAUAACGCCGCCGCGGAAGAGGAGGGGGAGGCGGCGAGGGAUGGGCCAGUGGUGGUGGAGCUCUUCUCGUCGCAGGGCUGCGCCACCUCACCGGAGGCGGAGCUGCUCUUCUCGCGGCUAGGGCGGGGGGAUUUCGACCUGGAGGAGGUGCCGCCGCUCGUCUUGCUGGCUUUCCAUGUCGACUAUUGGGAUUAUACGGGGUGGAAGGACCCUUUUGGUUGCAGCCAAUGGACCGUCCGGCAGAAAACCUACGUUGAAUCCCUCCAACUUGAUACCAUGUUCACGCCAUUAAUGGUGGUUCAGAGCCAGGAUCAAUGUGUUGGUAAUGACCAGGAUGCUGUCUUGACCUCCAUCAAGUCUGCCCCUAGGUUCCCACCUCUAUCCUUUCAGGCAACGUUCGAAAAGCCAACACCAGACACAUUGGAAGUGUCCCUGACAGGAACUCUAAGGAACAAGGUGGACAGCAAUGGAGUCGACAUCAAGGUGGUUCUAUUCGAGAGCGGUUUGGUGACACGGUGCGAGGAGGGAGAGAACAAAGGCAAAGUUCUGGCAAAUGACUAUGUGGUCAGGAGGCUUGAGAAGCUCUGUGAAGUCAAAGAUAUCUCUGGGAAGAAGACACUCUCAGGAACAGUCGAAUUCUCACUCUGGGAAAACUUCAACAGUGGCAAAUGUGGCAUGGCUGUGUUCAUGGAAAAUGGGUGUCAUCAUAUUUUGGGUUCACAGAAAUUCGAAUUGCCAGAUAAUCUGUAAAUAUUCAUUUCUGGGAAUCGAAAAACCUUAAGAGGAUGAUGAAUUUGCAGACACUAUGAAUGAGCACAAGGGAUACAUG